Messenger RNA from Chelonoidis abingdonii (Abingdon island giant tortoise), 1434 nucleotides. Lineage: Eukaryota; Metazoa; Chordata; Testudines; Testudinidae. The record is from RefSeq and is a predicted model, not a curated record.
GAAGCAGAAAACACACUACGCCUGAUGCAGAACAGGCUGAAGGAGGAGGAAAAACGCCUGCUCAAGAGUGGAAAUAACGAUGAUUCAGACAUAGAGAUCCAAGAGGACGAGGGAUCUGAUAGUGAAGAGGAAGACAGGCAGCUAAUAAAGCAGCGCACGGCCAUGGAGAUCCUGAUGCAAGGGAGACCCAACAAACGGAUCGUGGGGACAAUGCAAGGUGGAGAGACAGAGGAUGAUGAGUCGUCGGAGGAUAGUGAGAUUGACCUGGACGAUGAUGAAGAUGAUGAUGAGGAUGACCUUGAAGAUGACAGCAUGGAAAUCUCUCCCAGCAAGGCCAAUCGCCGGGCCAGGAAGCCAGAGCCACUGGAAGAGAGUGAUAACGACUUCUGACUCUCCUUCCGAGGUGGAGCCACUCAACAUCUCGAGAUGGAAACUUCUGCCAGCGAAAAAGUUGGGAAUGUAACACACGCUGCUGUGCCCUCAGGUAUUUUAUAUAGGAAGGAAAUUUGGAGUCGGUAAAUAAUAAAACUAUGUUCACAGUGACACUUAAACGUUAAUUGCCAAUCUCCUUCCCUGCUCAUCUUUCCCAAAAUGUGACUCAAUCUGAUGAUAAUUAAAAGUGACGUGAUAUUAAAUACUUGUUUCCUUAACCUGUUGGAAAGUGGGAUUGUAUCUGAGUGUUAGAACUGGAGUUCCACAUUCCAUGAUGCCAAAGGUUUGAAAACCGCUACCAGAUGGUGGUUUAGGCCUUGUCUACACACAAACCGGUACCAGUGUAACUAAUACUGGUUACAACUGAUGCAAAACUCUUGUGUGGGUACAUUUGAAUUGAUUUAAACCUGCUUUGUGUUGAUUUAGCCAAAACUUAUUCCUUACCAGAUUAAGAGCUUGUUCCCACACAGAGGUUUCACCAGUUUAACUAUAGGUGUGAUAUUAAACUGAUAGAGGUAAGCCGUUGCAGAACAGUGUGUGGAUGCUGUUAUAUUGGCAUAAACCCAUUUUAUAUCAGUAAUUUAACUUAAAUCUCUCAGGAAGAGGGUUAAGCAAAACUGCAAUAACCCACUCUUGAGCCACCAUCACAGGGCUUUGCAGCAGUUGAAUUAAAUCAGCAUAAGCAUCAACCCUUUACUUAAAGUCCUGAGCCUGUACAUAGACCAGGCUGUAGUCUCUUGCAAUGAGUGCAGUUAAAUAAGUCCAAAGCUUGUCUAGCUGCCAUGGGUUUGCCUUCACUGCAAGGCGUGCCUUACAAGACCUUCCUUCUUUGGAUGUCUUUUGCAUGAUACCUCCCGAUAUGACAACUGGGUAGAGCUUCUCUUCCAUAAACAAGCCUAAAAAGUCACAGAAGUCUAUUCUGCUGUCCUCCUGCAUGCUAUACAAGCUGUUUUGUUUAUCUAGAUCCCCGUGUUUCAGAAAUAAAUGUAUUUUCUGCAUUGA